GUUCGGGUUUUCUGGCUGCGGUUUUGUGAGAACUGCGAAGCGUGGUCGACUGUUGAUUUUAAAAGGAAUGCGGCUUUUUGUUGCGAGCAAAUGCAGCGUGUGUUUGUGUUUGAAUUUGGAGGGACAGUUAUCUUGGGGAGCAAGCAUGGUGUCCAUCUGGCGGAGCGAGGGAGAACAGUCCGGUUUGGGGAGGGCGUAUGGUAGAAUGGGGUUUCUUUGUAUUAGCUAACUAGCUAAACACGGUGCGGGCAAGCAGCUGUAGCCAACUUAUGAAUCGGAGCGUUUGCGUCUGUUUUUUCUUUUAGCAUCACGGUUUCAUUUCCCCUUUACAGCCUCAACUACAGUUACUGUUAGCUCGCCAGCUUAUCCUAGACGGCAGGAGACCCAUGCUCCGUGCUAGCUAGCUAAGUUGCCUAUCCUAUCCGUAACGCUCCAACAAACUGAGUAGCCUACAAAUGGCUCCUUUAAACUUUUUUCAUUGUGAUUUUCGAUAGGCUGUGUUAGCUAGCUUAAUUGCCACAGUUCGCAUCGUCAGUUUUGAGGCUGUUGGCGAAAUAGUACUAUCAAUCAAGCGAGUGCACUGUUUGCUAGAUAGAAGAAUUCAGUGAAUUGCCCUGGACAUAAAAGAAUUGAUUCGCCUCGUGCAUAAGUGUUUGCUGAGUUAGCUUGCUAGCUAGCAUUAAGUGCUUUUUUUCAACCUUUCUGCAUUGAGUUCAUCCAGCACAUAAUCAACUGAAAUGGCGUAUGAGAUAAAUUGCUUGCUAACAUAUGUUUUUAUUUAAAUAAAAAAAGGGUUCUAAGCCCUUGUGUUUUGUUAAACUUUUUCCCUUUUUUUGUUGACAGAACAUCAUCUCGCGAGCCCCCUCCCCUUUCAAAUCGGACCAUCUGUCACUUUUGGUAGUUUCUGAAUAACUAGUUGUAGGCCUUUUCGUUUUACUUAAAACACAUCAGUCAAUGGCAAAAAUCGACGCGCAACAUAUUUGAAUACAUAGCUUUAACCAAUUUUAAUCGUAACAUUAGUUGAUCGGUUGGGUGAAUGUUUUUUUCUGCAUUGCAGGACACUUUAUUGGUUUCAAUAUUGUUUGCUUCUUGCGUGGAAAUUGCAAACUUUCCUUUUUUAUUCCAAGGAACAUUGGCUAGCAUGUGCUAUAUAGCCAACAGUUGCACCAAUUCAGUUUUACCUGCCUCAGGCAAGGAGAAUUGGAACUUGCAUAGUCGUGCGAGACGUGCACGGUUCCCUCGCCAGUAGAAGUGGUGAUGGGCAUUGUCCUCUUUGUCAAGAGAGGACGAAGGAAUUCCCACAAUCUAGCUGCUGCCGGAGAUCAGAUUUCACGGCGGGGGAGGACUAGGCGUUAUGUGGACUAGGAUUCGCGAAACCUUGGAGGGGGAGCCAGAGUUCUCGACCAUGUCGGACAGCGACGCUUGCGAGGAUGACGGGGGCGGUUCUCCCCUGGACCUGUCCGGAGGCUCCGGGAAGCGCAAGCGCCGCGGAAAUCUACCAAAGGAAGCCGUGCAGGUUCUACGCAGCUGGCUAUACGAGCACCGCUUCAAUGCAUACCCGUCCGAACAGGAGAAGCUGAGUCUCUCCGGUCAAACCAGCCUUUCAGUGCUGCAGAUCUGUAACUGGUUCAUCAACGCUCGGAGGAGGCUGCUCCCAGACUUACUGCGGAAGGACGGCAAAGACCCCAAUCAGUUUACCAUCUCCCGUCGGGCAGGGAAGGGAGACCUGCGAUUGUCCGGAGGUGGAGGAGGAGGAGGAGGAAGAGCCAGCUCCCCCGAGAGCGCGCCGUCCCCCCUCCCCGUCAGACGGCCCUCGGUCAUCCGGCCCGCCCCCACGCUGGACCUCAGCCUGCUGGGCAGCACGGCCGCCGCCAUCCUCACCUCGGGCCUCCUGGGCCAGGAGGCGGGCGCGGCCCUGGGCCAGACCGACACCCACAGCCUGCUGAAGAGGGCGGGCAAGGGCGAGGCCCCGCCCGGCUGCCCCGCCGCCUUCACCCGGGUGGGCACGGCCAGCCCCACGGGGGUGCUCUUCAACACCCCGCCCCCCACACCCCCGGAGCUGUGCCCGCAGGACUUCAGCGACCUGCGGCUGCUGGUGGACGCCGCACUGCAGCGAGCGGCCGAGCUGGAGCUCCAGCAGAGCGCGGAGACGGCGGGCGGAGCCGGAGCCGGACACGCCCCUGUCCCCGCCCCCGCCCAAAUCCCCGCCCUCACCCCGCCUUCCCCCAGGGAGAGGAACGUGGCUGAGGACUGUCCGGCAAGCGGGUCGGGCCGGGAGGAUAAGAACGAGGCCUUGCCGCUAGACUCCCACCUCGCCGCUGCACAGACUGCCACGGCAACCGGCCCAGGUCCCAGCGUGCACCGGGCCGAAGCCGCCAGCGUGUCCCCGAGCCGCGUGUCCCCAAGCCGCAGGGCCUACGAGCCCGCAGUGUGGAGCGUGGUUCAGAACGAGGCCAGGAAGCCCACUGCGACCCCCAGCUCCAUUCCCUGUGUGUGGGGGCCCCAGCACUCCUUGUGCUCUCUCUCUGAAGCUGUUAACUAGGGGCAGCAGGAUCAGAAGCCCUAAACAUGUACUCACACACACACAUACAAACACACACACUGACACAUGACAUACUCAUGGACUCCUGAGAAACACGAGCGAUGAGAUCAAUAGACUACACGAGAUUGCAUUCCCAGCCCCCUUCCUCAUCUGGGUUACCUACCUUUUUAACAUCAGCCUCUGCUCCUGAUUGGGGCCCAUCACCCCCAUGCGGCUUGUACUGUGACACGCAGAGGCUGCUGGGACAGCGUGUUUACAGGGGGCUCUGGAACUUUCUUACUAGGAUCAUUUUUUUUUUUUUUUUUUUUUUAGAGUGGUUUUUAUUCACUGAGGUCAGGGGUGGACCUCUGGGGGUGGGGUUGUUCCAUUACUAUCUGUACGCCCACAUUCCAAAGGUGUUUUUAUCAGAUUCUUACUUUUAAAAUACGCCACGUUACAAAUCUGAGCAGGAACUUCAGAGUACACGUAACAUGGCUUGGGGAUUCCCCCCUUUUUUACGUUGGGAGUAGCUACAGAACAAGGAGGAUAUUGUCCGUUCAGUAUUCUCCUUAAUGGCAGAAUUUUACACAACUACAAACAGCAUUUCCCCUUGCGCGUCAGUCGAGCCCCAGCGAUGGGCGCUAUUUGGCACGGUUGCAACCAUCCGGUGUCCUGCUUUGUGUUCUGGAACUUUCCUUAUGGCAACAAGAGCAGGCAGUUUGUUUUGUGUGCCAUUUCACAUGCACUUUACAGAGCUGGUAGGGAAGAAGAAGAAAAAAAAAAAAAAAGAUUUAGAUUUUAGCGUCAGAUCUGAGCAUUCCACAGCUGGACCUCAGUCCAGCUUUCUGGAACAUCUCGGAAGAGAAGGGAAGGGAAAUUGAUGGAUCUGUGCGCAUAACUCCUUGAUUCCGAUGGCUAUCUCGCUGCCGCGGACGCUCCUCUCCCGCACGCCAUUUCCCGAUGGUUGCGCUGUUGCUUUAAAUACGAGACCAAGACAUUUGUUUUGCGGGAGCAAGUCGACUGGAUGUGUCACCUUGUUCUCUUUUGUUCAGUGUUACUAUGUUUCCAAAGCAUCACUGCAUAGAUUAUCUUUGUUUUAUUUUUGAUUAAAAGGACUGUUAAUUAGCAGGGACUUUCUACAGUCUCAUGUCUUGCAUAUUCAACUAUAUUUGUACAUCUUCUGCAACCUCCCAAAAAUUCUGCAAUAUGAUGCAAUAAGGAUGCCUGAGGGUCUAGAAUCACUUUCUGCAUGGUCGUUUAAGCCAGUAAAGAUUUUAAAAGUUUUAUUUUAUUGUUUGCCAGUAAAACCGGGAGGGUAAACACGAGUGCCUAACUUCAGUGUAAUUUCCUGUCAUUUAACCGAGUAGCAAAAGUAAUGAUGUCAUGUACAAAUUGAGGAAUGAAAAUAAGAUGUCUGGCCAAAAACCCCCAGCGUUCUCUUAAAGGAACUGUGCAUCAAAACUGGAAUGGACACUGGCUUAAAUCGGUGUACCCAAAUUAUCCUGAGACCUUGACCAUUACUGGUGCCUUCUAAUCUGUUACUUGUCAAAUCAUCUCAAACACUGAAAGGCACCUUGUGUUGUCAACUGAAGAAAUGCAGACUUGUUUCAUCUUUGUUAAUUGCAAAGCACAGCCUACAAAUGUGUACUUUUCAUGUCUGUAUCUUGCCAAAUACUUUCACUGGGUGAAAUUUUCAAAUGUCAUUUUUUUUUUUUUUAAUCUUAAAAAAAACAAUUUUUAUUCUUCCCGCGGAAAACUUUUCAUUUCAUAUUCAGCUGUGAAACGGUAGUAAGGUCAGGUACUCAUACUUGGAGGCUAACCCCGGGUGUUUUUACCCCCUUCCCCUCCCAAUAUACUCUUAUAUUGGUUCUGCUUCCGAUACAUGUUCUGAACAAAGGUGUAGUUUCCAUGAAACUGACAAAUUUUUGUCUGACAGAUGAUGCUGCUGCUUCUCAAUCCUCUUCGCUCCUCCCUGUCUGUUGUUUUGGUUUUGUCGAUGGGCGAUUAUGAGAUGUUUUACGUGAAGGUGAGAUGACGCAGGCAUUUCGUAGUUCUGUGUUACACUUCUAGAGUCAUGCCGGGGGGAGAUCCACUUUUGUGAAACGGCAUGAUGCGAUUAUGUAAUGUUGCUCAUCAGAAGCGUUUCCUCACUCCAGCCCAGUGGGAAGUGAGAUGUGAUGUCAUUUCGUCACUUGCAUGCUAGUGAGAGGAUUACUGGAUAAAACGGGCAUGAAACGGAUCACCGAUGGGGAAUUUUUCCCGAGUUGUAUACUUUGCAGAGAGAAAAGACCUGACGGCAAAGAGUUUCCGAUUUCUCAUCGUGACUAUCGUCUCGCAGGUAGAGACGUGCAAGGAUAUAGCUUUCGGCUUUGUCUGUCCCUUGUUGGAUCGGGGUGGGGUCGAAGGGUCAGGAACAUUUACUGUAUGAAGUGAAAUUCUGAGAAGGAGCAGUCAGAUGGUUUUAACAUGCAUGUCCAUUGCUUCUCAUGAGAUUGUAUUUUCCUACCAUCCAGCCCUAUCUGUUGAACUUGCCGUGAUGCUGGAACCCCCCCAUGAAUAAAAACUGUAUUUCAUAUGUAGCUGCUGAAUGAAUGUUGGGCCAUAGAUGCCAAUGUGAAACGCAUGUGUAUUUUUGUUAAGUUUUCUUUUUGUUUACUGUUUUUUGGCAUGUACUGUGGCACAAAUGAACCUAGCCUAGCUAUUCUAUUUGACCAAAUGCAUUAUAAAGACCUUUUAACGUUUCACUUUAGCAUGGGUGAACACCGACCAUGAACUGGCCAUCUUGCCUUACGUGAGAUCAGGAAGGGGCAUAGUUACCCUGUCUUCAUGUAAACCUUUGGAUAGUCUGUGCAAUAUAUGGGGAUAAACCUUUCAAAUCUUUCAUUUUGUAGCCUUAAUGUGUUUUGUACAAGCAUUUCAGAGAAUAAAGGUUCAGUUUUUCUUA
Molecule: messenger RNA, 5465 nt
Organism: Anguilla rostrata (American eel)
Lineage: Eukaryota; Metazoa; Chordata; Actinopteri; Anguilliformes; Anguillidae
Product: homeobox protein TGIF2-like
Exons: 3
Coding region: 1355-2542 (395 amino acids)
Biological process (GO): negative regulation of transcription by RNA polymerase II
Molecular function (GO): RNA polymerase II cis-regulatory region sequence-specific DNA binding; DNA-binding transcription repressor activity, RNA polymerase II-specific
Source: RefSeq, a predicted model, not a curated record